Molecule: messenger RNA, 2338 nt
Organism: Morus notabilis
Lineage: Eukaryota; Viridiplantae; Streptophyta; Magnoliopsida; Rosales; Moraceae
Product: pentatricopeptide repeat-containing protein At1g31920
Exons: 1
Coding region: 501-2318 (605 amino acids)
Biological process (GO): RNA modification
Molecular function (GO): RNA binding; zinc ion binding; protein binding
Source: RefSeq, a predicted model, not a curated record
CAUUGGCUAAGACCACCAAAUCGGCAAUCUGACUUGGUGGUCCGUCGGUACUCCAUAACUCCUCUCAGUUCCCAGACAUUAUCCUAUCCACAAUCUGCCUGUCCCACAAUCUCGACGCAUCUCCUACUGGUUGAAAUUCUCUGCCCAAACUCAUGGACGAGAUUCCACUUCCUCCAAAACAUACUCUCCCCAGAAAUAUUCUUCAUUUUACAUUCAAAAUAUUACACAGAAAAUUCUUUUCCAAAACUACUUUCCCAUGUUUCACUAGAACUCCCAACUGGGUCAUUUCACAAGAGAAGAUAAGUGCCCAAAAAAAUAAAAUAAAAUAAAAAUCUUCGCAUUUACUCACUUCUUUGCCCAUCUGAUCAAUUUUCCAUUUUUUUUUUUUUUUCAAUUCACUUGGUUAUUUUUUCAGAGAGAAAUUUGUGUGGUUGUUGCAAAGGAAAUGAUGGGUUUUUUCAUAAUUGAAGAAGCUUAGCAAUGAUGGUGUGGAUGACAGGAUGACUGGGACAUCUGUCCUCAACCAAACCCAUCUUUUGUUGCCUGCCAAAGAGCCAAUCCAAAGCCCAGAAUUCCAUCUGAGUUUGAAGGAGCAAGAAUGUCUCUCAUUGUUGAAGAGAUGCAAGAGCGUGAGAGAACUCAAGCAAAUUCAUGUCCAAAUCCUAAAGAUCGGCCUUUUGGGGGAUUCCUUUUGUGCAGGCAAUCUUGUGGCCACUUGUGCUCUCUCCGACUGGGGCAGCAUGGACUACGCCUGCUCGAUUUUCCGACACGUCAAAGAACCGCAAACAUUCUUGUUCAACACCAUGAUGAGAGGACAUGUCAAGGAUGGGAAUUGGGGUCAAGCUUUGAUUCUCUAUUUUGACAUGCUAAAGAGUGGAGUUGAGCCUGACAAUUUCACUUACCCGGUUCUACUAAAGGCAUGUGCAAGGUUAUCAGCAACUGAGGAAGGAAUGCAAAUUCAUGGACAUACUUCCAAGCUUGGGCUACAAGGUGAUUUAUUUGUGCAGAAUAGUUUGAUCAACAUGUAUGGAAAAUGUGGGAAAAUAGAACUUGCUUGUGCCGUUUUUGAUCAAAUGGAUCAAAAGAGUGUUGCUUCAUGGGGUGCUAUAAUUGCUGCUCAUGCUAGUUUGGGGAUGUGGUGGGAGUGUCUUGUGCUUUUUGGGGACAUGAACAGGGAAGGAUGUUGGAGAGCUGAAGAAAGUACAUUGGUUAGUGUGCUUUCUGCUUGCACCCAUUUGCGUGUUUUUGAUAUGGGAAGGUGCACACAUGGAUCCUUGUUGAGGAACUUUAGUGGAUUCAAUGUGAUUGUAGAGACUUCUUUGAUAGAUAUGUAUGUGAAAUGUGGAUGUUUAGAGAAAGGGUUGUGUCUCUUCCACAAUAUGGCCAAGAGGAACCAAUUGUCCUUCUCUGUGAUUAUCUCGGGGCUUGCGAUGCAUGGACAUGGUAGGAAAGCUCUAGAGGUUUUCUCCAAAAUGCUCGAAGAAGGAUUGCUGCCGGAUGACGUUGUCUAUGUGGGUGUUUUGAGUGCUUGUAGUCAUGCUGGCUUGGUUGAUGAGGGUCUGCAGUGCUUCAACAGGAUGAAAUUUGAGCAUGGGAUUCAACCAACAGUUCAGCAUUAUGGCUGUCUGGUGGAUCUCCUCGGCAGAGCAGGGUGGGUUAGGGCAGCUUUUGAGCUCAUUGAGAGCAUGCCCAUCAGGCCAAAUGAUGUUAUAUGGAGAAGCCUUCUUAGUGCUUGUAGAAUUCAUGGUGACAUGGAACUAGGAGAAAUUGCAGCUAGAAACCUAAUGCAAUCUAACUCUCGGAAUCCUGGUGACUACGUCGUGCUGUCAAACAUGUAUGCAAAAGCACAAAAGUGGGACGACUUUGCUAGGGUUCGGACUGAAAUGGUUUCAAAGGGCCUGGUCCAAACGCCCGGGUUCAGCAUGGUCGAGGUGCAGAGAAAGGUCUUCAAGUUUGUGUCACAUGACAUGUCACACCCGCAGUGUGAUGGUGUAAAUGAGAUGAUACACCAGAUGGAAUGGCAACUGAGAUUCGACGGGUAUGUCCCGGACACAUCACAAGUUUUGCUUGAUGUGGAUGAAGAGGAGAAGAGAGAGAGGUUGAAAUAUCACAGUCAGAAGCUGGCAAUUGCUUUUGCUCUCAUACAUACUUCUCAAGGAUCUCCUGUAAGAAUAGUUAGAAAUCUCAGGAUGUGCAGUGACUGUCACACUUAUACCAAAUUUAUUUCAGUGAUUUAUGGACGAGAAAUUACAGUUAGAGAUCGUAAUCAGUUCCACCAUUUUAAAGAUGGAACUUGCUCUUGUAGAGAUUACUGGUAAAUCAAUUACUUGUCUUCUCC